Messenger RNA from Silurus meridionalis, 2259 nucleotides. It is a transcript of the gene nptx2b, whose product is annotated as neuronal pentraxin IIb. The transcript has 5 exons. Lineage: Eukaryota; Metazoa; Chordata; Actinopteri; Siluriformes; Siluridae. The coding region runs from base 275 to 1558 and encodes 427 amino acids. The record is from RefSeq and is a predicted model, not a curated record.
AUUGGUUGCUUUGAUUGGUUCAUUGUUUUACGCGUAUUCGUAGACGUUAAUACUACCAGCCUAUCAGGUGGUGAAGUGGGAGCAUUAGUCUUGCAGUCUUAGUAUGAGUGCAGGACUGAGAAACGAAUCACACACACCGACUUCAGCGCUGAACUGGUGUUCAGUAAGGUAAUGACUUUGAUGAUAGCGCGCGCAUAAAAGGCAGCUGUGAAAAGUUCACGCCAGUGCUCUGAAUUGGACAUCAUCAUUAUAUCAUUUAUUAUAAUCUUCGAAAAUGAGGAUGCUCGCGUUACUCAUGUGCGUCUUCACCAUCACAUGCUUUAAACCAGUCCACGGACAGGAGGACAAAGAGAUGCGCUUUUUGUGCACCGUGAUCCCGGCUGAUAAAGACCCGAGCUGCCCCGUGCAGGGGGAGUUUUUUCAGAGUGUUCAGGCUGAAGGCUUGAAGAAGACGGUGAUGCAGCUCAGAGAGACUGUUCUCCAGCAUCAAGAGACGAUCACCCAUCAGCUGGGUGCCAUCAAGGAGCUCACAUCCAAACUGUCCCAGUGUGAGAGCACCUCGGAUGAGUCUUCGUCGUGGAAGGACGGUAAAGACACGAUGGACGACGUCCCGAGAGAUCCAAACGAAACUUUGGACGCGCUGGGUAAGACAAUGCAGAGUCUGAAGGACAGGCUUCAGAACCUCGAGCAACAGCAGAUGCGAGCCAGCCUCUCUGGAGCUCCGUUUCCCAGUGAGCUGCGAGACCUCCUGCAACGUAGGCUGGGCGAUCUAGAGUACCAGCUCCUCAACAAAGUUAACGAGUUGGAGGAAGAGAAGUCACAGCUGUUUAACGAGACAUCUGUUCAUCGCCAGCAAACAGAAAACACUCUUAACACUCUCAUUAACAGACUCUCUGACUUGGAGAAAGGUACAGGAUUCAAGUCCCCUGAGGAUUUUAAACUCUCCCUACCCCUGCGCACAAACUACCUUUUCGGUCGGGUGAAAAAGAGCCUGCCAGAAAUGUAUGCCUUUACCGUGUGCAUGUGGCUCAAAUCCAGUGCCAGUCCUGGCAUUGGGACUCCUUUUUCUUAUGGUGUCCCCGGGCAAGCUAACGAAAUUGUGCUGAUUGAAUGGGGCAACAAUCCAAUAGAGCUACUCAUCAAUGACAAGGUGGCACAGUUACCUCUGUCUCUGAAUGAUGGAAGAUGGCACCACAUCUGCAUUACCUGGACUACCAGAGAUGGACUGUGGGAGACAUACCAGGAUGGCCAGAAACUGGGCUCAGGAGAGAACCUGGCCCCAUGGCACCCCAUCAAACCUGAUGGAGUCCUCAUUCUGGGCCAGGAACAGGACAUGGUUGGAGGACGCUUUGAUGCCACACAGGCCUUUGUCGGAGAACUGAGUCACUUCAACAUCUGGGAUCGAAUUCUCCGACCUGUAGACAUCAGCACCAUGGCCAACUGCUCCUCCUACAUGCCUGGGAAUGUGGUGGCCUGGGCUGACAGCAACAUCGAGGUGUUUGGCGGUGCCUCUAAAGGAGACCUUGAGUUAUGUGAAGACAAGCUUUUUAACAAUUGAAGACUUACAUAAACUAAACGGUGCCCCAGAUACUUCUACUCCUGCAUUGUGUUGUUUUUUUUGUUUGUUUGUUUCAUAAUGCGAUAUGUAUUAUGUAUGUAUUUUUUUAAAUAGUUUUUGUAUUUUCUGUUACAAAAUAUUAAUGUGUGCUUCAGUAGCCUUAAUAGUAAACAGUGUCAUAUCAGUGUGUUUAGUAUGUACUGGUUUAUUAGCAGACCAUUUCAAACAGAGAGCUUCUUUACUAACAGAAGCUAUUCUGGGUUGGAAUUUUUUUUUAUUUUUUUUGAGGACUUAAUAUAUUGCAUUUUUAAUGAAUUCAUAUGUCAAGAAUUGCAAUGUAUAGAAUAUUGUUAUUGAGUUGGUAAAUGCAUUAUAAAGUGGACACACUGUUGUAAAGAAUUCUCAAUUUAGCUUUCUGUUUAUUUUUGCCAGGUAACAAAAUAUUGUCACAAAUAAGCACAGCCAUACAUUUUUGUGACAUAUUUUGUACAAUAAAGCAUCCAAAAUGAAAUGAAAUUAAAUCAAAAGGGAAUCUUUGCUUUAUGUUCAGGUGUCGCUCUCUAGUUUAAUGUUUAUAUAAUGAUUAAUGAUUCUCUUGUAUUGUAUGAAAGGCCUUUGUUGUGAAAUGUUGUGCCAAUGCUUAUAUUGCUGGUUACCAGUGAGAAAAUAUAAAUAAAUUUAGAAAAAAACAUGGUACUUCA